Molecule: messenger RNA, 2457 nt
Organism: Coregonus sp. 'balchen'
Lineage: Eukaryota; Metazoa; Chordata; Actinopteri; Salmoniformes; Salmonidae
Source: the annotation of a GenBank genome assembly
AUGGACUGGUUGGCUGAGAAGUGAGAACACACAUGCUGACAGACUGGCCAUUUGAUCUCUGACACACACACUAUCUCCUAAUUACCUCAUUGUGUGUGCUGGCCCGUCUUUCUUUUCCCGGUGUGGCGGUUCCGGUACAUUAACGGCCAGGUGUUGUCGGUGAGCACGUAGACCUCUCUUACAUUACCCUCCAUCUCUCCCCCAUCCCUCCAUCCUCCUCCUCCAUUCUGUUCUCUGAUGUGUGGUAGAUGAACAGGUGUGAUAAGCAGCUAUAUUAAAGGACUGAUACACUGUAGGGGGUUAGUUGGUGCACAGACACAGGACAGGAAGGAAGGAGCACACAACAGGCUACAACAGGAGAGGAAGGAGCACACAACAGGCUACAAAAGCUGGUUAUACAUUUAUUUGGUUUUGUUUCAUUAAUUAUCUUUGCUGUCCUGUCCCACGUUCUAUAAUGUGUAAAGGACUGUCCUCCCUUCCUUCGUCAUGCUUGGAGAAGUGAGUAUGGAAGUAUGUAGUACUGUAUGUAGUGUGUAGUGUGUAGUAUGUAAUGUGUAGUAUGUAGCACAGGAGAUUGGCGGCACCUUAAUUGGGGAGGACGGGCUCGUGGUAAUGGCUGGAGCGGAAUUAGUGGGAUGGUAUCAAAUACAUCAAACACAUGGUUUGAUGCUAUUCCAUUAGCUCCUUUCCAGCCAUUAUUAAGAGCCGUCCUCCCCUCUGCAGCCUCCACUGGUAUGUACUGUGUAGUGUGUAGUGUGUAGUAUGUAGUGUGUAGUAUGUACUGUGUAGUGUGUGAGGAUGCAUCAUAGUUUCUAAAGAGAGACCACUGUGUUUUGUUGAAGCAGAAGGUUGAUGUGAUUGUUGAAGCAGAAGGUUGAUGUGAUUGUUGAAGCAGAAGGUUGAUGUGAUUGUUGAAGCAGAAGGUUGAUGUGAUUGUUGUAAACAUUUAGCUGUUGUGUUAUAGUCUUUUGAUUAGACCUCUAGAUAUAGAGCACAAACUAAAUGUGUGUGUAUGUGUGUGUGUGUGUAUGUGUGUAUGUAUGUGUGUGUGUGUGUGUGUGUGUGUGUGUGUUUCAGAGCAAAGGGGAUGCGGGUGAAGUUGAGUCACCUGGCUGACAAACAGGAGUGGACACAUCAUCACAAACACAGGUAACCUGUCUGUCUACCUUUACCCAUCCACCUGUCUGUCUACCUAUCCACCAUUCUACACUCUACCACAGGAUGGCAAACCUUCACUGACACCUGACAAGUUAUGUUAUCUCCCAGAGAUUAUACUCUUAGGCUUUAGCUCAGUGAGCUACUGCAGCCUUGAGUCGCGUCAGGAACUUUGGGGCGUUUAACUGACAAAAAAAGUGCUAAUUUUCAUCAGAGCUCGUCCCUGAUCUCUCCAUUUCUCUCCAUCCUCCAUUACUCUUCUAAAAGGGUCCACGAGGACAAGGCUCUUCAGGAUCUGGAGUCUCUACUCAACAGCAAGAGUAAGAUCUAGUCCCUCUCUUCUCUCUCUCCCUCUUCUUAGUCCCUCUCUUCUCUCUCUCCCUCUUCUUAGUCCCCCUCUCUUCUCUCUCUCUCUCCCUCUUCUUAGUCCCCCUCUCUUCUCUCUCUCUUCUUAGUCCCUCUCUUCUCUCUCUCUCCCUCUUCUUAGUCCCUCUCCUUCUCUCUCCCUCUUUUUCUUUCUUUCUUUCUUUCUUUCUCCCUCUCUUAUUUUCUCUCUCUCUCCUCUCUCUCUCAUUACAUUGAUAUGUUUCUGUGGCAAUGUAGUUUGACUUGUUGAAAUGUUGUCCUCCCCAUAUGAUUUUCAUCUUCUUUCCAUCUCUCCCUCUCUCCCCUUUAUCCCCCCCUCCUCCCCCCAGUUGGCCAGAAAGCCUUCCGCUGGUUCCUGCAGUCUGAGUUCAGUGAGGAGAACCUGCAGUUCUGGUUGGCCUGUGAGGAGUACAGGGUUACCCCCUCAUGGCAGCAGGGGGCCAAGGCCCAGUCCAUGUACUGCCAGUACAUCAACCCUGGCGCACCACAGGAGGUAGGUGGAGUGUUGUGUAGAUGCCGUCUAAAUGUUGUAUAUACAUUUUACUGACGUUGUAUAGAUGUUGUGUGAAGGUUGUAUUGCCAUUGCUUGAAUGUUGUAUAAGUAAGUAAGUAAGCCUUGUCCAAGCCAGAACAGUCCAGAGGGGCAGGGGCCCCCAUUUCUCCUAUUUCUGUAGCUUAAGGAAGCUUGAUGUACAAGUACACCCCCUGGACAGGAUGCUAGUGAACGUUGUAUAGGCGUUGUCUGAACAUUGUGUGUGUUGUUCCCAGGUGAACCUGGAUGCUGAGACCAGGGAGGCUCUACUGAGAGUGAUGGAGGAGCCUGCAGGCGACACAUUCCAUGAGGCCCAACAACAUGUCUACCACCUGAUGGCCAAAGACUCUUAUCCUCGCUUCCUGCGCUCCCCACACUGCCUGGAGGCCCUCAGGGCUCCUUAG